This is a messenger RNA of Colius striatus (speckled mousebird), 1450 nucleotides long. RefSeq names its product N-terminal Xaa-Pro-Lys N-methyltransferase 1 (gene NTMT1). NCBI's taxonomy places the organism in Eukaryota, Metazoa, Chordata, Aves, Coliiformes, Coliidae. The transcript has 5 exons. Gene Ontology annotation, cellular component: cytoplasm. Gene Ontology annotation, molecular function: N-terminal protein N-methyltransferase activity. Bases 164 to 1249 code for a protein of 361 amino acids. The record is from RefSeq and is a predicted model, not a curated record.
CGCAGGGGCGGGAGAAGCGCCGCGAAGGAGCCGGGACAGCUGCCGGCGGGCGGGACUGCAGCCCGGCGGCCCGCGGGGCUCCCCGGCAAGGCCCCGGCCCCGCUGGGGGGUACCGGGAAACGGCUCGGUUAGGCCUCAACCGCGGGCCGCCCCCUCGCAGCCCAUGGGCAGGGCUGGGGAGAUCCCCCCCGGCCCCGGGGAUGGGACCCCACCGCUCCCCCCGUCCUGCAAACGGCCGCAGGGGUCAGGGAACGGGUCCCGCUCCGGGCUGACACGCCACACGCUCCCCCGCCCUGCACCCCGAAAGCCGGGAGGGCUGCUGGGCCCUUCUCGCCGCGGCUGCGGGUACCUGCGCUCAGGGCAGCUGCGGGGCUGCCGCGUUCCGGGAUCUCUCGGAGCUGCACGGAGAUGCCGAUGCCAGGGUCACAGCACAGACCAGCUCCCCGCCUCCUCGAGCCAAACUGGAUUCCAACCAGUGACCUGUGAGUUCAGGUGGGGGCUUUGUGCUGGCGGCUCUUUUGGACCUGAGCAGUGGUUUCUCCCCUGUCCCGGAGGAGCAGUGAGCCCCUGGGCCAGCAUGACGAGCGACGUGGUGGAGAACGAGUUUGAGUUUUACUCCAAGGCAGAAAAGUACUGGAAGGAUGUGCCUGCCACAGUGGAUGGAAUGUUGGGGGGCUAUGGCCACAUCUCCAGCAUCGACAUCAACAGCUCCAGGAAGUUCCUGCAGAGGUUUCUGCGGGACGGGCCCAACCGGACGGGGACAACGCGUGCCCUGGACUGCGGGGCGGGCAUCGGCCGCAUCACCAAGCGCCUCCUGCUGCCUCUCUUCAAGACAGUGGACAUGGUGGAUGUGACAGAGGAUUUCCUCACCAAGGCCAAGAGCUACCUGGGAGAGGAGGGCAGGCGGGUGCGUAACUACUUCUGCUGCGGCCUCCAGGACUUCAGCCCUGAGCCAAACUCCUACGAUGUCAUCUGGAUCCAGUGGGUCAUCGGCCAUCUCACCGACAACCACCUCUCGGAUUUCCUGAGGCGAUGCCGCGCUGGCCUGAGGCCCAACGGCAUCGUGGUCAUCAAGGACAACAUGGCUCAGGAGGGGGUGAUCAUGGACGAUGUGGACAGCAGCGUCUGCCGCGACCUGGACGUGGUGCGGAAGAUCAUCCGCCGGGCCGGGCUGCACCUCCUGGCUGAGGAACGGCAGGAGAACUUCCCUGAUGAGAUCUACCACGUCUACACCUUCGCCAUGAGAUGAGGGCAAGGGGAGGAGGUCUCUCCAGAGGCAGCUGGGAGCACGGGCCAGCACGGUGUGGUUCCUGCGGGGGCUGGGAGGGGCGAGGCCUGUGCCUUGGCUGCGGGGACGGCGGGGAGGGCCUCAGCGCUCCCUCUCUCCGGGGCUUUGUCUUCCAAGUUGCUGCUGUUUGUGACAAGAAGUGUUUGCCAAAUACAUUUUCCU